Adineta ricciae is the source of this 777-nucleotide messenger RNA. The record is from the annotation of a GenBank genome assembly. Lineage: Eukaryota; Metazoa; Rotifera; Eurotatoria; Adinetida; Adinetidae.
AUGAAUACCUAUCGCACAGGCUCUGAUACACCUCGAAACCCAACAUUUUGUCUCUGUUGGUUUUGGUUCGAUCAUACAGUUCUGGCUGUAAACUUGUAUCUCGCCAUGAUCUCAAGUAUUCAACGACACAUUCUCGUUUUCCAUUCGCAUUGGUUACGUUUUCAUCGAUUACGAUGGAUUCUACAUUACAUUCCAUUGAUAUUCGGAGUGGUUUAUCCGUCAUGCUUCUACCUUGUAGUCAUAUAUUUGUACCCCUGUGAAAUAUCAUAUGAUGAGACAAGUCAGUAUUGCUUGUAUCCAUGUUAUUUGGACAAUGCAUUAAUAUACAAUUUGGAUUGGUUCCUUCACAUUGUCAUUCCGGUACUGACGAAUGGUUUAGUGAAUUUUGCACUAAUUGUACGCGUAAUGCGCUUAAUGAAAAAGACACGUCGACAACAGGUAGACACUUGGAAGAAGCAGAAAAGAUUAACGUUUAAUCUAUUGGUUUAUUCAUUAUUAUAUUUUCUUCUUUGGUUGCCAGCCACAGUUAUGACUAUAAUACAAAGUUAUACUAAUGAAACUUUAUUGCAAAUUCUUCCUAAUCUGUAUUAUUUGUACUGUCUCUACAUAUUCAUUUGUCCAUUACAACCAUUCAUGUGUUUACUUGCCUUACCUGAACUGAUUCAGAGUAUCAAGCAAAGGCACAGAGCCCGUCGAGCAAUUGCACCCGCACUACCUUUUACAGUGGCAAGGACCGUCUGCAAUCGAAAACUAUUUUCUGAUUUUUUAUUAUUAUAG